AUGCUGCGGCGCCUCGUGGUGGUCGCUAUGCUCGCGUGCGCGUCAGCGUUCCAUGCUCCCUCCUUCCUCCCUCCCUCCUCAGGUCUCCACAGAAAUCUCCAUACCUCCUCCAUCUCUCCUUCCAGAGGCUUCGGGAAAGCCAUCCCUGCCGCGUGCCCUGGAAUCAAGUCAAGGGCUUCACGGGCCCUCGUGGCUCCCAGGAUGGAGCUGGAUGAUUCGACAGUAGCAGGAGCCAUUGCUGCGCUCGCCGGUAUCGGCGUUGCUGUGGGAGGGAUCUACUUCGUUGAGCAGAGGGCAAAGACGAGUUCGUCGGGGAUGAGCGAACAGCUGUACACGAAGCUCGCCUCCAAGAUGGACGGGGCCGACGCUGAGAACAAGUUCAGUGGAUCGGAUCAGACCUUGGAGAGCCUGAUCGCAGGCAUGGAGGAAGCACAGGCAUGUGUCCUUGCUGCCUUGAGGAUGACAUCUGAUGACCUGAUGUUUUGA
This is a messenger RNA of Guillardia theta CCMP2712, 486 nucleotides long. RefSeq lists its product as hypothetical. The record is from RefSeq and is a predicted model, not a curated record. The coding region runs from base 1 to 486 and encodes 161 amino acids. NCBI's taxonomy places the organism in Eukaryota, Cryptophyceae, Pyrenomonadales, Geminigeraceae. The transcript has 2 exons.